Pyrus x bretschneideri (Chinese white pear) is the source of this 1176-nucleotide messenger RNA. RefSeq lists its product as uncharacterized. Lineage: Eukaryota; Viridiplantae; Streptophyta; Magnoliopsida; Rosales; Rosaceae. The transcript has a single exon. Bases 289 to 978 code for a protein of 229 amino acids. The record is from RefSeq and is a predicted model, not a curated record.
GAGAGAGAGAGAGAGAGAGAGAGAGAGAGAGAGAGAGAGAAGGAAGGGAGCGUGUGGAGACAAAGAAACAUAAAGGGAAAAGCCGAAGGGAGGAGGACUUCCCUUUUUCCGUAGAAAGUUAAACAACCUUCCAUGGCUCCUCUGAUUCUAUUAUCUGUAUAAAGAAACCCUUCCUUCGUCACUGAGAUCAUCACUUGCAAGAAGCCAAAAGUACUGAAAGAUCCUCUCUCUCUCUCUCCCUCUCUCUCUCUCUCUUCAUUUAUUAAAACACACCACAAGCUGCCGCCAAUGUUGCUUAGGAGCUCCAUUUACCACACCAAGAAGUUCUUCCAGAAAACCCUAGGGAGCUUGAAGAACUUCUUCUCUGACGGAAGCUACCAAAAGCUCCCAAAAUCCCCUACUUUCCACAGCUACGACAACCCCUUUCCCCAUGCUUCUGCUUCUACUUCUGUUUCUGUCGUUGACAACAUGAAUAAUCUCCACGCCACAACAUACAAAGACUUGGACAAGUUGUACACCGACUUCACAGACCAAUGGGAUUCAAAAAUCGAAAACAUCAGGCGAUCGACGAACAAGAAGAAACAUCCCUCCACACCCGCCAAAUCACAACAUCUUCAUGAAGAUCAUGUUCAAAACCCUUCAAGCUUAUCUCCACGGCCACUCAAUUCACAUCCUGCAGCUGCAGGUUCUCCUCCUGCAAAGAUUGAAACCUUUUCAAAGGAAUCGAGGGCCGUGGGAAGGGGUUGUUUAGUGGAACAGAAGCUGAAGGAGUUGGAGAUGUUGGACGUGAGCAAUGUAGAUCAUGUUUUGGACAUCGAAGAGGUUCUUCAUUAUUAUUCUAGACUCACUUGUCCUGCCUAUUUAGAAAUUGUGGAAAAGUUUUUCAUGGAAAUGUAUUCGGAGUUUUUCUCUCCGGCAGCCGCAACUCCGGCGCGCAGCGUCAAUUCUGGCCUGAGGCCGAGGUCUGUGAGGUCCUAACUAAACUUUUGGAAAUUUGAGAGAUGGGAAAAAAGUUACUAGUGAUUAAAUCAUUCCACUUGUAUUUAAACGUCUCAUCAGUUAUUGUACUUUACAUUCUAUUAUUCUUAUGUUAGUUUGUGGUCGACAUUUGUUUCAAUUGUUUGUAUGUGUGACAACCUCUCUCUGAACAAUCUGAUUUCUUGAUUCAUUCUUCUU